AUGGCAUCACAGUUUUUUCAUUCUAAAUACCAUUGUGAAUGCACACUUUCACUUUGCAAGUCUGUCGUAGUAAACAAAGUGUUGUGGAAAUUUCCAAAAUGUUAACUUCUAUGGUUAAAGAAUAUCAAGUUAAACAAGCCAAGCGAAAACAGGAGCAAGAAAUUCGACGCAAAGACGUUAUUGAAUCAUCAAAUGAGUUAACACAGGCCAUUGUAGACCACUUAAAUGUUGGUGUGGCACAAGCAUACUUGAAUCAGAAACGUUUGGAUGCCGAGGCAAAGCAGUUGCACGUCGGCGCUACCAACUUUGCCAAACAGACGCAGCAGUGGCUGCAAUUGAUUGAUAAUUUCAGUAGUGCAUUGAAGGAGCUGGGUGAUGUGGAGAAUUGGGCACGUAGCAUAGAGAGUGAUAUGCAAGUCAUACAAAACACACUGGAGAUAGCGUAUAAGACCUCUAGGCAAACACAACAACACAAUGCUAGCAAAUAACUGUGAAAACUUUUAUUUGCAAAUAUAAGUUAUAUUAAAGCAGUGAUGUUUUUUUUUUUUCUUCCAAGGAAAUAGAAAACGUCAUUUGGACUAUUACAGUUAUACAUUGUAAAAUAUUUCCAAUUACGAUUUCAAAAUUAUCCCUGUAAAUAAUACAUACAGAAAUCAAAAUUCAUUA
Molecule: messenger RNA, 666 nt
Organism: Bactrocera dorsalis (oriental fruit fly)
Lineage: Eukaryota; Metazoa; Arthropoda; Insecta; Diptera; Tephritidae
Gene: Blos1
Product: biogenesis of lysosome-related organelles complex 1 subunit 1
Exons: 4
Coding region: 39-488 (149 amino acids)
Biological process (GO): endosomal transport
Cellular component (GO): BLOC-1 complex
Source: RefSeq, a predicted model, not a curated record